UGCAAUAAACUAGAAGCUGUUGGUCAGGCCCGCGGAAAUGGGCGAGCAUAAUCUCCUUAAUCCUGGGUUUGUGGGACCUUUGGUAAACAUCCAUACUGGAGAUACGUUUUACUUCCCGAAUUUUAGAGCCUCAGGGGGACAACUGGCGGGGCUACCGUCUCUCUCGUACCCAAGAAGGGACAAUGUGUGCUCCCUCCCGUGGAAUCCAUCGGAGUCGUGCAAUGGAUAUCCUCAGUCCUACUUUGGCAGCCCUCUGUCCAUUAAUCCGUCUUUCAACCGAUCUUGUGCUGAAACAGCCCGACCGGAGGAGAAAUGUUAUUAUGGCGGCAGCAGCGGCCACAGAGAAGCAUGCUCGGACGACACAGUCAGCCUAAAACGAGAGGAGAGAGCAAGGGAGACAUCAGUAUCAUCAGAUCACGGGGUGCACAAUGGGAUGGGCAACAGUAGUACCUUCACCAAGUAUGACUAUGGCACCGAACAUCUGACCCCAAACCCGCCGUCCUGUCAGUCUCUCGAAUCCGAUUCCAGCUCCUCGGUGCUCAACGAUGGAGGAAAAAGCUCAGCAAACGAUACACAGACCCUGAUAUCUCCUGCAAAUCACACGAGCAAUAUCUCAACAGGAGGAGGUGCCCCAUGGUAUCCGAUGCACACCAGGACUCGCAAGAAACGGAAGCCCUAUUCUAAACUGCAGCUGGCCGAGCUGGAAGGCGAGUUUAUGCUAAACGAAUUCAUCACUCGGCAACGGCGGAGGGAGUUAUCAGAUCGGCUCAACCUCAGUGACCAACAGGUUAAGAUCUGGUUUCAGAAUCGGAGAAUGAAGAAGAAGAGACUGUUGCUGAGGGAACAGGCCUUGACCUUCUUUUAAGCAGUCGUUUAUUAAUAACACCACACCAAUCAUCCACUGUGGGUAAUAUUAAAAAAGCUCAGUAUUAAUUCUCGAUGGUCUUUUUUGUUCUUGUUUUGUUUAAUAUUUAUGCAUAUUUUUGCGUAAGCGCAAAAUGCAUAAGAAAGCAGAAAUUAUUUCAGGGAUGGCGACCAAAUGUUAACAGGAACAAAGCUCUGUUGAUAUCACACUUUGUAUUGUAAUAUAU
Molecule: messenger RNA, 1091 nt
Organism: Neoarius graeffei (lesser salmon catfish)
Lineage: Eukaryota; Metazoa; Chordata; Actinopteri; Siluriformes; Ariidae
Gene: hoxc12a
Product: homeobox C12a
Exons: 2
Coding region: 38-865 (275 amino acids)
Biological process (GO): regulation of DNA-templated transcription
Molecular function (GO): sequence-specific double-stranded DNA binding; DNA-binding transcription factor activity, RNA polymerase II-specific
Source: RefSeq, a predicted model, not a curated record